Messenger RNA from Endocarpon pusillum Z07020, 1842 nucleotides. RefSeq lists its product as uncharacterized. Bases 1 to 1842 code for a protein of 613 amino acids. The record is from RefSeq and is a predicted model, not a curated record. Lineage: Eukaryota; Fungi; Ascomycota; Eurotiomycetes; Verrucariales; Verrucariaceae. Gene Ontology annotation, molecular function: protein binding; ubiquitin protein ligase activity. Gene Ontology annotation, cellular component: nucleus. The transcript has 3 exons.
AUGUCGCACUCCAAACGCAACACCUCCCUCGCCUUUUUCACCUCCUAUGAGCGCUCCCUCCUACGUAACUCCUGGGGCAGUCAAUCCACCCGCCUGACCCGGGACUCCUUUCUUCCCUUCGCAUCGUGUCGCCUCUGUCUCCUCCCGGCGAGAGAUCCGGUGGCCUGCUCUGGCGGAGCAAAGGCAGAUGUUUUCUGUCGGGAAUGUGCAUUGAAUGACCUGGUCGCACAGAGGAAGGAAAUCAAGAGGCUAGAGCGGGAAUGGGAGGAUCGAGAGACCGACAAAGGAGAGGCCGAAAGACUGGAUAAGGAAGAAGAGGCAAGGAGAGAACUUGAGAAGUUCGAGAGGACUGCUCAAGGCUUGGAAGUGAGUAGCGUGGCGGCAAAUGGCAACAGGAAGAAGAGAAAGGUUGAUGAGCUGGAGAGUGCUGAGAUACCUGACAGCCGAAAGUUGAAGAGUGGUGAAGAAAAGACUGAGGCUUCUUUCUGGGUUCCCGGCGUGGACGUAAAGUCUUCCAAUCCACUUAUGCAAGCGAACGACAAGCCGAGCAAGCUACAUCCUAUUUGUCCAGCGUCUACUCCGUCCACCAAGCACCCUUACUCGUUGAGGACACUCAUCACGGUCCACUUUACGGAAGAGAAAGACGAUAAAACGGAAAAUAAUGUCCGGACCUGUCCUGCAUGCAAGAAAGGACUUAGCAACAGCUCGAAAGCAACACUCGCCAAACCAUGUGGACAUGUACUUUGCGGAAGCUGUGUUGAGAAGUUUAUGAAGCUGCCUGACAUACCUCAUGCCCAUAAUCCUGACCCGAAGGAGAAGCACGGCGACGUACUGUGCUAUGUAUGCGAAACGGACGUGACAGAGCGGAGGCAGAAGCCAGGAAAGGAGCAUGGAAGAAAGGAUAAGAUCCGGCCAGGAUUGGUGGAGAUCAGUUGUGAGGGCACGGGAUUUGCAGGAGGAGGAACGAACAUGGCAAAGCGGCAGGGACUCUUCGAUCAGGAGAUUCUACACGCACUCUUUGCCACACAAUUCUUCGCCUUCUUUGCACAUAGCCGAGCUAAAAGCAUGAGUGAGCCAAUGGUUGUCAAAUACCUUAUCACUAGAGCUCAAAUUGACGCUGCCACAAAUCCAUUUCUCUCUGCGACAUGCAGUUUGGCCCAGACAUUGGGGAGAGACAAAUCUCCAGAAAAGCAGCUUGAAUAUGUCAGGGGUUUAUUUACCGCCAUGAGUGCUCGUUUUGGUAGCGCGAAAAUGCUUAAGUGGCUAAGGGGAGCACACAAACCAGGCUUUAGCCUCAUCUGCGACAAUCCUAACAUGGACCACCCUGACAUGCUCUCAAUAGCUGUCACGCUAGGAAACACAUCGCAUGUCGAAAGCCUGCUUCAGAAAGGGAUUGAUGCCGACUCUGAAAGUGACUUCGGGUUGCCUUUGGUCAUUGCUGUCAACACAGGUCAACUUGAAAUGGUCCACCUGCUGCUCAAGCACAAAGCUAAUAUCACCAAAUCGGUCUCGAAGGGGGAGGCUGAAUUGGGUUCCAACGGCCAAAGCGCAUUCGAUGCAGCUGCAGCCUCUGGUAAUGUCCAUUUGACACGGCUUAUCUUAUCAGAAAAGUAUUCUGUUGUUGCCACUAACCCAAAAUAUGAACGGGCAAUCUACCAUGCAGCGAGAGGUGGACAUCAAGAGAUGGUUUGGUACUUGAUAGACAAAGGGACGCAAUGGUCAGGUCUGGUGCGCAUCAAAUCCUUGGUUAUGAUCGAAGGGGCGAUGGCAGGACAAACCGGGAUCGUCUCGAUGAUGCUCAAACACGGCAUAGAUGUCGACUUCCGAGACCCAGCAAGAUAG